Molecule: messenger RNA, 602 nt
Organism: Zingiber officinale
Lineage: Eukaryota; Viridiplantae; Streptophyta; Magnoliopsida; Zingiberales; Zingiberaceae
Product: phosphoenolpyruvate carboxykinase (ATP) 2-like
Exons: 3
Coding region: 16-585 (189 amino acids)
Biological process (GO): gluconeogenesis
Cellular component (GO): cytosol
Molecular function (GO): ATP binding; phosphoenolpyruvate carboxykinase (ATP) activity
Source: RefSeq, a predicted model, not a curated record
UGGUUCCUUCUCAAAAUGUAUGUGCACUAUUCACGCAAAGGCUCACCGAACAUAGAGAUGGAUGAGCACACCUUCCUGGUGAACAGGGAGAGGGUUGUCGAUUACCUCAACUCUUUGGAUAAGGUAUUUGUGAAUGACCAAUUCCUCAACUGGGAUCCCGAGCAUCGAAUCAAAGUUCAAAUUGUCUCUGCAAGGGUCUAUCAUUCACUGUUCAUGCACAACAUGUGCAUCCGUCCUACGCCUGAAGAACUGGAGGAUUUCAGUACUCCGGACUUCACAAUUUACAAUGCUGGCCAGUUUCCAUGUAAUCGAUACACACACUGCAUGACUACCUCCACCAACAUUGAUCUUAAUCUUGAUAGGAAAGAAAUGGUCAUCCUUGGCACACAGUAUGCCGGGGAGAUGAAGAAGGGUUUGUUCGGUGUGAUGCACUAUCUAAUGCCAAAAAGAAACAUUCUCUCCCUGCACUGUAGCAACAAUAUGGGCAAAGAUGGUGAUGUUGCCCUCUUCUUUGGACUAUCAGGUAAGUGUUGGUCAGACGAGAUUCUAGCGCAUCACCUGCCCAUUGAUGGAUUGCCGAAGUGACAGAUUUAGGUGAAUCU